CCUCGCGCAAGCUCAGUGAGGAAACUCAGUCCCAAGAUGGCAGCUUCCUUGGGAGGGAUGUUCGCGCCUCAGCAGCCGGGUCCCCCUCCGCCGCCUCCGCCUCCAGGACCCCCCGGGAGCUCGGCCCAAGUGGCGUUGCUCCCGACGGCGGCGGGCGGCUUGAGGAGCUCCAACAGUACCUUAGUGGACGAGUUGGAGGCGUCUUUCGAGGCUUGCUUUGCUUCCCUGGUGAGCCAGGACUACGUCAAUGGCACUGAUCAGGAGGAAAUCCGAACUGGUGUGGAUCAGUGUAUUCAGAAGUUUCUGGAUGUUGCAAGACAAACAGAGUGCUUUUUCCUUCAGAAAAGAUUACAGCUGUCUGUCCAGAAACCAGAGCAAGUUAUCAAAGAGGACGUCUCCGAGUUAAGAAAUGAAUUACAGAGAAAAGAAGCAUUGGUCCAGAAGCAUUUGGCAAAGCUCCGGCACUGGCAACAGGUACUGGAAGAGAUCAACAUGCAACAUAAGAAACCUGCUGACAUACCCCAAGGACCACUGGCAUACCUCGAACAGGCGUCAGCCAAUAUUCCUGCACCCAUGAAGCAGACGUGACGAGUGCCGAUUACAAAAGGAGCAGAUAGAUGAUUGAGAAUUUUCUUAUUUGUAAUUUUAGUGGAAAAUGUUGAUAUACAAAAUAUUUUGCUUAAAAAAAAUUCAACUUUACUAAAUAUUUUCUUUUUUUAUGUAGAGUUUUUAAAAGUAUAUUUCUGUAAAUUGUCUGGAAUGCAUGCUGUUCUGGUAAACUGAAAUUAAUACUUUUUUCAAAGCUUAGUCAGUUGCUGUAUCACUUAGAUGCCUUUGGUUUUGUUUUAGGGGAAAUGGGUUACUUGGGCAGAGGUUACUGCCGUUAAUAUUUAUUUAUGGAUAAUUAAAUUAACCAUUUGGAAUUUGUUUUCUAAAGAGAUUUCUUAAAUGUCCCAGCUAACACAUGUUUAUUGGAGAAAAUCCAGAGCCUUCUGUGUUUUAGCUGGAUGUGAGACAUUAGCUUCCCAAGUUUAUUAUAGCACAUUUUUAGCCUUCAGUUGCAUUCGCAUAGCUAAUUGACUCUCUUCGUGUAGAUUUCCAUUUAUUCCAUGCUAUAUAUUUGAGUAUGAAGGCACCGGGAAGAAAAGUAGUCUGGGAAAUAGAUUCUAAUCGGUUCUGAAGAACUGAUUCUAAUAUCUGAGAAACUGAUUCUUUUACUACUAGGAGGCCUCCCUGUGCCUAAAUUCAGAGUGGUACAUUGUGUCCGUGCCUGUCUCAAAGAGACUUGAUAUUUGUAAAUACUUUGGGGUUUUUGAAAGAAGGUCCUAUGUAAACAUGUUGUUUUAAUUACUGAGAACAAAUAAAAAGAUUCUAGUAUCCCA
Molecule: messenger RNA, 1382 nt
Organism: Antechinus flavipes (yellow-footed antechinus)
Lineage: Eukaryota; Metazoa; Chordata; Mammalia; Dasyuromorphia; Dasyuridae
Gene: MED28
Product: mediator complex subunit 28
Exons: 4
Coding region: 37-588 (183 amino acids)
Cellular component (GO): mediator complex
Source: RefSeq, a predicted model, not a curated record